UCGCGGCGAGGGUCACUCCGGCAGGCGGGGACGUGUGUUUGGGGGCGCCCUGCGGGUACAAUAGGAAAAAUAAGGCAUAAAUAACCCUCCUCGUGUCACUGAUAUAAGGGUGUACCAACCCCCGCCUCGGUACAGCUGCCUGAGUAUGGCGCCGCGCCGCGGGGCACACGGCACUCGGCACAUCUUUGGUGUUUGUUUGCCGCUGUAGUGGUCAUGAAUAGGAUUUGUCAGCAUAUUGUUGGAAUUUUUUUUCAUCAAUAUUUUAAUUUUCAUUCAACCAGCUGUGCUAAUCUGAUAUCAUUGUUUACCACAUCCAAUGUGGUGAACUCAGUGCUCCUUGAGGGAAAGGGUUAGAAGUGCAACAGGCAAAUUUUCUUCUUAGUGGCCCACCACCUAAGUUUGCAUAGGAUGUCAAGACUCAGGUCUGCAAGAUUUUCCUGGGAAAAUCAAUAAUGCAUAUGGUUUUGGUACAUGUUCCAUCAUAUGCUCUGAAUAAGCCUCAUCAUGGGUGACAACAGCCAGUCAUGCCGGGGCUUUGAGACGCCCACCCUGGGGAAUGACCUGUGGCCCAUGGGGUUUGAUGUCGACCUUGCCCUGGAUGCUCCAGGCGGCCGCAAGGGUCCCGGGGGUGGCCUGGGGGCAGGGGCCCUUGGCAAUGGCGGGCUGAACACCCUGCAAUCGGGCGGGGGUGGGGCAGUGGGGGGCGGGUAUGGGGACAUGCACCACCUCUCUGGCCUGUCCUCCAUCCUGCCCCGCUUCGAUGACCUGCACGCCGGGGACAUCUGCCAGAUGACCGAUCUCACCAACUCCUUGCCCAAGGGGGACAGCGAGACGGCCCAGAGCCUUUUGGCCAAGCUGGCCUGCCAAGACCUUGGCCCAGAUUUAUCCUCUGGGCCAGACACUGGCCACAAGGAGCUGGAGUCAUCCCUGUUUGAGCAGACGCCUUCAAGCAUGUCAUCAGGGCACCCCAGCAGUGGCCAGGGCAUCACUGUGCCUCACAAGGCCCCGCUAGAGUCUGCAGACGUGUACGGGAGGAUCACCUGCUUUGGGGGCAAGCUGGUGCUGCAGCUGCGGCACAUCAACGUCAACACCAACUACACACUGAAUGUGAGUGUGUGCUGGCUGUGUGGGGAGAAGGUCAGCGCCGGGUCACAGCUGUGCACACACAAACACUCGCUGCAUGGGAUGUUCCAGGCCAACGAUGAAUAUGUGCAGCUGGACAUCGAGCACUACAUCAUCCCUGACCAGGCCCUGGAUCCCCCGGCAUCACAGGAUAUGGGAUCAGGGGUCCUGCCUCCACCUGACCCCUCCACCAGCCUCCACCAUGACCUCUCCACCUCCCGUGACCUUGAGCUGUCUAGCAACCUUGCGGGCGGCAGUGAUCAGCUAACCAUCGGCAGUGGCAGCACGGCCAUACACUACACCACUGGCCCAGAGACAACACUCGGGCAGCCGCUGACCUCAGCACAGAACCUUAUGAGCCCAGCACCGAAUCUCAUGACCCCAGUGGUGCAGGGGAACCACUCAUGCAUGAAUCCCUCCUUUGGACAGCUGUCCCUCCCAGGCAUGCCCAUCACCAGCAAUCAAACCAGCCUCAGCCAGGACCUGACGGGCUUGGGAGGCCCUGCUAACCUGCCUCAGCCCAACCAGCCACUGUGUUCGGUUAACACCCCAAUGUUUGACCUGGCCCAGUCUGACCCAGCACCUGUCAUGGCCGUUGCCUCCCUCAGUGACACCAAGGCACCCAUUCAGGCCAAUCAGCACAUGGCAGUGGCCACCAGCAGCUACUCACUAGGGAACAACUUAAGUAACUUCACAGUAAACAACCACAUGGACGCUGGAUCGCUGCAGCAUGGCCAGCCGCCCCCGCCCCCCCACCGUGAUGCUGUGCCCAGGAACAAGCACCUCCUUCAGUACCACAAUACGCAGUUCACGGCCACCACCGGGGACUACAUGUGCCACACCCCAGACAUGGCAACGCCAGACAAGCACACGGAGCUGCCCUGCCUGACGCCACACCACACCACCAACGCCACCUUUGACAUGCGACUGCAUAGGCCGGAGUUUGCAGUGAGGAAGCCUGAGACGGGUGCCAAGAAGAGAAAGAGCCGGGCCCAGCGGAAGCCCAGCGUCAUACAGAUGAAAGACUACACCAGGACAGACACAAAUGAAACCAUGCAUAUAAAAACCUUCACUGCUGAGAGUGUGGAGCCUCUGCCACUGAAACCCUAUACCUCAGAGCCCAUGUCAAGCCUGCAGUCAAAGAAUGAACACGCGACAAACAACAGACAACUGGCCAGGAGUGACCUCAGCAUAGACGACUGGAUAAAACACAAUCUCCAAGGGGGAGGAGACUUGAUUGUGUCGGACAACAGCAUGAAACCUCCUGUCACCGAACAGAAGUGUAACCCACAGGAGGUGAAAAUAGAGUGGGAGAAUACGGAGCAAGUCAUCGAGGCGACAGACACAAACACUCAGCUGCCACCCAAUGAUAAGCCCCGGGAGCCAGACCAGACCUCCAGACUGGCGGCCCACAUGUUGAGCAAAGGCAUAGACCUGCUGUGUCGCCUCUGCUCGCAGGACUUUGGGAAGGACAUUCGCAAGUACAAGAUACACAUGAAGGAGCACGGGGUGGAGGAAAUGUCCUUCUUUGCCUGUUACUUCUGCCCCAAGAUGUUUGGGAAGGGGAAGCACUACAGGCAGCACCUCAAGACACACAUCAGAACGAGGCGCUUUACCUGUCGCCUCUGCAGUGCAAGUUACAGCCGCGAGGCCAAGCUGCGGCGCCACGUCCUGAGCCACAGCCAGGACUACCAGACCAAGGAGUACAAGUGUUCCAAGUGCCCCAAGUCCUUCGUCACCAAAGAGUACCUCAACUCGCACAUGAAGAUCCAUGCCGGAAAAAAGUUCAAGUGUGAGACGUGCGGCUACCUGUGCUCCUCGCCCUUCAACCUGGAGACGCACCGCAUGAAGCACACUGCCGACAAGCCCUUCAAGUGUGAGCAGUGCGAAAAGACCUUUGUGCGGCGGGACUUCCUGGACAAGCACAUGGAGCAGGUGCACAAAAACAAGAAGAGUAAGUGUGAGGUGUGCGGCAAGCUGUUCUCCAGGAAGGACGUCCUCAAGAGGCAUCUGGCAGUACACAACAACAAGACGUAUGACUGCGAGAUUUGCGGCAAGAAAUUCUCCCGCAAGGACCGCCUCUCCACGCACAGUAAAGUACACAAGCUGCGGAACGACUACAAGUGCUCGCUGUGUCCCGCCUCAUUCACCAGGAAAAACGUCCUUGACAAACAUGAGAAGAUCCACAAGACCAAGGAGCAGUGCAAGGUGUGCCACAAGUUCCUGGCAUCCAAGAGCAGACUGGAGAGCCACAUGAAGCUGCACGAGAAGGACAGCUCUGGCAGCGGCUCACAGGAGGGUGGCGAAGGCUUGGUGAAGUGUGAGAUAUGUGAGAAAUCCCUCACCAGCAAGCACAUCCUCAGGAAACACAUGAAGGUGAUACACGGCAAGUUCCCUGAGCGGAAGAAAAAGAAGAAGGUGGAGACGGUGGAGAGGGAGAAGAAGUUUGUGUGCCACUGGUGCUCCAAAGGGUUCACGCGAAGCUGUAACUUGAACACCCACCUCCUCAAGGCUCACAGCAAAGACUUGGAGGAAGACGAAUUUGAGGAUGAACUCCCCUCUGACCUGCAGCUUCCCAAGGAACCCACAGAGGACAAAAAGUCAAGGGUUCCUGCAAGUCCCUCCCCCUCCCCCAGUCUCACCCCUGCUGUCUCCUACCACAGCUUCUCUGCCCCGGCCUCCCUCCACAGCGCCAUCACCACCGUGGGAAGCAGUCUGAUAGCGGGCAACACCUCCACCACCUUCCCCUUCCCUACAAUGAGUCUUCCCACCUCCACUCCCUCCCCCACACCAACCUCAGCUCCCACAGCCCCCAUGCAGCUGUCGUCCCCACACUUCCCAGCAUCAACAUCCUCAGACUCUCCUAUCAACCUGUCCACAGAUGCCAUCACUGCUGCAGCCUAUCUCCUGGCCUACCCAUCCUACCCCUACUAGCCUCUGCCCCACAGCCUCCUGCAAAAGGGACAGACCUCUGUGUAACAAGCAAGUUUUGGGGUCACCUGAUCAACACAAAGAUUACUUGUGAUGGGGAUACCAAAGAUACUAAGCUUAUAUAGUGAAGCUCCAUGACAGUAUUUUAUUGCAUUUGUAAAGCUGGCAUUGCAGUAUAGUUUUAUGAAUGAAAGUUAUUGGUUUGCAUUGUGUCAUCAGUGUUCAUGUAAUUUUCUGCUACAUGAUGGCCAUAGCAAACUGCACAAGCAAGGAGUGUAUCCCCAGUUCUGGGUGCAGAGUCGAGGCAGGACAAAGGAAGUGGAGUGAUCAGUGUUAAUCAUGUUUCUGGGAAAGGUGGUGACUGGGAGUGUUGAAGGAGUCUGAAAUUUUCAUGCCUUGCAUGAUUGAAAAUGAGCAGCUUAAUGUCAUGACUGAGCACAAGGGUCUACAGCUGACAGAGAUCAAUAAAUGGUCAUUGCCUGUACAAAAGAGAAGAAAUGGUCAAAUUUUUGCCUACCAUGACCACCCACACAAAUGAUUGGUUGUUGUUUAUAGAAAAUUAGGAACAUAGAAAUGAUAUAGUUUUCAGAAAUGAGGUCAUGACAUGAGCAGUUAAUAAUCAAAUGUGAACCUAUGACUUCCUGCGUUUCCUGUUGUCUUUGCAGUUUGAAAACAAAGCCUCAUAACUGCUGGACACACCCAGAGUGAGUUGAGGACGCUGAACCAAUCUCUCUUGACAAAUCUUUUUUGUGGUGCAAAGCAGAGUGGAGCUGAAGGGAUGCCCAAUCUCACUAGGAUUAAGCCUUAUCAUUAUUGUUACUUUUAUUCUUCCAAAGGUGAAUAUCUCCAGGCUAAGUUAUGAUUAUUGUGCCCCACACCUGCCUGGCUGGAAUGUACCUGCGGGAAUCUCAGUACACUAACGAAUUGGGCUUGAGAGGGUGGUUUGUACAGCUCCCUGUUGCCCUUUGUGUGUGUGUGUAUGCAUGUGUGUGUGUGUGUGUGCGUGUGUGUGUGUUGUUCCUGACUGUAUGGAAUUAUGAAUCUCUUUAGCGGUAGCAGACCUCUGAGGGGUGAAGGUGAUGGGACGCCCCCAGCAUGCUUUGUACCUAGGAAAUCACACUGCUACACUGUGACCUGCCUCUCACCACAGGAGCCAAGUAAUAGUGAUGAUCUAUCCAAGGAUAGUAACCUAAUUCCCCUCUCCCCCUUCAGAGGCCUGCCACGAAGUUUUGUGUACAUACUUCGUAGAUACACCUAGUCAACAAAAGAUCUUUGGUCUCCGGGCCCCCUGAGUCUGUAAGUCCUUCCUCAGUAUCCUUUUGAUGCCCGACCUGACUCCUUGUUCUCCCAGACUUAGCUAACACUUCAAUCUGUUUUGUUCCCUCCAGGUCUUUUAUAAAUAUAUUUAAAACCGUAAAGAAUUUUAUUUUACUAGUUACAUGUUUUUAUUUUGCAAAAUUUUAUUCAAGAGAUGUAUGAAUGUAUAUAAGUUAGAGGUUUGUGGUUUUUCAGUGAGGAUAUGAAAAAUAUACUGCUGUUAUCACAUAAGAGAAAAGAAAGAAAAAAAUGCCUCUUACACAUCUAAAGUGCAAACUCUCGCUCUUAUAAAUGAUAGUAAACCCAAUGUAUGUACCGUUUUCCAACACUAUGGCCAUGCAAAAAAAUGAAGGUAGUCUACUUUAUUUUUGGAGUAAUUUAAGAUAUGUGUAAGGCAAGAAAGUGAACGUUUCUGUGUGUGUAGACUGAGCUGAGGUGUUAGCGAGCCAAGUGUUCUGUGCAGCAACGCCACACAACCAACAACGCCUAAUGUGUGUCCCCCAUUUAAUACCCAAACCAGGAAUAACACCACCCUGAAUCAUUAAACUGAGGUAUAAAAAUUAACUACUUGUCAAAAUAUUAGUAAACACUAUUUUGACUACUUCAUUUCCAUACUCCAAAUAAGUUUUCCCAUUUCUUUUCCUGCUAAGUGCUAAUUAGAGUGGUGAAUACAGAUUGGCAAACAUCCUGGCUGGCAAAAUUGGCGAGCAGUAGGCCUGUGUACCCCUGAUGCCCCACGUCUGUGUAUAGUGUAUGUAGCUUGGCUUUUGUGAUGGUGGUGAGGUGGAGGUGGCCGACCACUGGGCCCAACAGAUGAGGUCUUGGGUGACUGCUGCUGCUGCUCCCACUUUGUAAUGUAAUGGAGCCACCAGGUCAGGAGUCACCGCCUCAGCCUCUACUGUUUGGCCACCCGGUGCCCUGCCAUCACUCAUGGGGAAGGUGGAGGCUCGCGUAUGAAUCCCAAUCUCUCUAGAUGAAAGUUUUUUUUAGCGUGUUCAAAAUUCAGUGAUGUAAAGCUGAUGAUGUAAGUUUUGUGUGGAUCGAUGUAUGUACUUACAAAAUUGUUGUACAACGUAGCUCUGCCACGUAAUGUUAAUGAUGGCCUCCUGCCGCUCUCCCUCCUGUAAAUAUGAGAGCGACCGGGUACACUAACCGUAAGAAAAUUUACCUGAACUACAAUGGAACCUCAGAUUGUAGUACCCUUGUUAUCAUUCCCUUAGAGAAAACUGAUUAGAAGAGACAAAAGUAAUUUACUGUAUAUACAUAAGUAUGUCGAUCUCCUGCUACCUGACUUAUCUCAAAGAAAUUAUAAUUUUUUAAUGUUAUGUAAGUAAGAGCCAGUUUCUUAAUAUAGUUGUAAAUGUAUGUAUAGUAUUGCAAAUUUGGCAUCAUCAAAUGCAUUUGUGUCAGGUGUGAGUUACAACAUAUGGUAAGUACUCGCAUGACACUGCCCAUGUUAAUGUUCUGUUACUUGAGUCAGUGAGGUGUAGGUGUACCCAACAGCCAUUGUUCAGUGCUUUGUUGGCAAACAUGUCACCUACCACAAGAAUCCUGCUUUUCAAACACAGAGUGGCAGUGUUUGGCCACUGAAGUGAUGUUGCACACCACACUCGUGGACAAUGUCACUCAGUGCCGGCUGCCCCCACACCAUACAGCUGCAGUAUUACCAACAGUGUCACACCCACAUUGCCACUGUCAAAGUGCCCUGCAAAGGAAAGGCUCCACAGCAGUGAUCAUAAUGGUGUUGACAUAUGAAAAGAGUCAAACCUUAAUGAGUUACAAUUGGCAUUAUCUCAGGAAUGGAAAGCUUGGCAGCAGUGAGGUUGUUCAGGGCAAGUGUUGAGAGGAGGGAAAAAGUGGAGGAUGUUCACCUGUGAGUGUUGCCUUGAUCAAAUGAAGCAGUGGUGCCUCUGCAGACUAAGUCUCAACCAAAGGAAUGUCUUGAGUCUUCCUUGUUAUAAAAUCACAGGCAGCUGGAGGGGAAAUGGUUUACAAGUUUAAAAUUUAGAGGCCAUGUGACUGCUUCCUUGUUUAGUUUCCUCUUGUCUUUUCACGAUCUUGCUUUACUUUCAUCUCAGCGCUGUGUGACUGAGAUCCUUUACCAUUAUUUUAUCCUGCAGUCAGCCAAUUUACCUUUUAUCUUUUGUUUCAAUUGUUGACAUUUGUUCCUUGGGGUCUCUUUAAGGCAGUUUGGUCCUUGUCCAUACAUUGUACCUUAGCAUACCCUCAUUGGUAUAUUUGUAUAUUUUGGCCAUACACUUUAACUCUGCAUAUUCCACUCACUCAUAUACUCCUGUUUGUAUAUAUCCUCACCUGUCUUGUCCCACCCAUUCUCUCCUUCCUUGCAAUGAUACAACCAUCUGGCAACUACUACAAAGUUCAUGUUUUCAUUCAUUGCUUUUUACUGUGGCAAAAACAACCAAAAAAUAUUGAGGGGCUCACAUAGCCAAUGAGUUUGUGGACACUAUUGCUUACUUGAUGUAUGUAUUUGCAGUCAUUGUACUACGGCUUUCCGAGGUGAGAUUAUUAUUGGUGUUAUGGCAGUGAGGCAAAACACUUCGUCUGGCAGCCACUGGGGGAGUAGCCAAGGCUUACGGUGCUUUUUUUAUUUAUUUUUAUUUUUUAGUGAUGCACAAUGAAAAUAUGUACAUGAAUCAGUAUGGUUAAUAUCAGUAGACACCAGUGUGAGGACCCUACUGUGGUGGGUGUGCCAAAAAGAACAAACAUAAAAAUCUUGUCAGUAUACGUAUCAUAAUUCAUCAGUAUAUCUGGAGUGCUAUGUAGCCACUGCACACUGAAUGAGUGGAAGGACUCACUCAUGUGAUGGACAUUUAACACGUCUUUCCCUUGGUCAGAUUGGUUUGUUAGAGAAAACUGACAAGGAGUGUGAAGGGAGGAGAAAUCUCAACCGUGAUGGUCAUGGCUUUCUUGGGCAGCACCGUGGGGGCUGGACGGCUCCAUGGCAAAACAUGGCUCGUGGCCUCAUAUACAAGUUUGUCUUGGCAUUGCCAGACUGUUAGUGGAAGUUGCUGAACUCUGUAGUCUGUGAGCUUGGGCUUUAUUUAAUCUCUUUCCAUUGGUUACUGAACUGUGCUUGUCAUGCCACAGUGAGAUAACUUGAUAUUUUGCUCCCACACCUGCCCUGCCUCCCUCCAGCUCCCCCGACAUUGUUACAUUUAUCAGUCUAAGUGAUAGGUUGUUGAGCAGUCAGUGUGGUUUGAGAGAAGUAACUAAAAACAUAAAUGUUAAUUAUUAUAAAGUAGUAUUUCAUGAUCUUAACUACGUUAAAAAUUGAAACAUAAAUAAAUACAUCUAUUGAUUUAAAUUUCUGAUUUAUCUACAAAGAUAAUGGUUGCCAGAUGUAGCAAUGUUUUUUUUUAUUCUCACUUAAAAACUUAUUUUUGAUAGACUGAUGAUAUACCAGAUAAUAUGACAACUAUAAUUACCUCAAGUGACUCACCAUUUGAUGAGAUUCUGUCUCCACAAACUCCACUCUGGGAUAAUAUGCACACAUGCACAGUACAAAACACUAAAGGAGAAGGCAUAUUAGGAGAAUAAUUGUAUUGUCUAGAACCUUACUCAUUGUGGUCUUUCAGUAGCUAAGUAAUCUUUUAGGGUUUUAGGAUCAUUCCCACCACCAGCAGUCUAGGACUUGCUAGAUGCCAGUAUUACUUGGUGACAGAGAGGCCGGCAUACACUCUCAUAGUGUUGGAAACAAAGAAAAAUUGUAAGAUCCAUUCAAUGUUGAUUUGUAUAUAUAUAAAAAUAUAUAUAUAGUUUAAUAUAAAUGUAAUAUUUCAAGUUUUUAUACAACUACAUUUUUCUUAUAAAUGUCAUUGAAUAAAUUAUUUGUUUAA
This is a messenger RNA of Eriocheir sinensis (Chinese mitten crab), 9227 nucleotides long. RefSeq lists its product as uncharacterized. Gene Ontology annotation, molecular function: RNA polymerase II cis-regulatory region sequence-specific DNA binding; DNA-binding transcription factor activity. Bases 505 to 4056 code for a protein of 1183 amino acids. Gene Ontology annotation, biological process: regulation of transcription by RNA polymerase II. The transcript has 2 exons. NCBI's taxonomy places the organism in Eukaryota, Metazoa, Arthropoda, Malacostraca, Decapoda, Varunidae. The record is from RefSeq and is a predicted model, not a curated record.